UUGGUGUGUGUGUGUGUGUGUGUGUGUGUGUGUGUGUAUGUGUUUUUUUUUUCUUAAUAAUAGAUGCGUAUAAUGCGUUGCAUCAUAUCAGCGCCUCCUUUUUGUGCUUGCGCUACGUGUCUGCACAAGUACAUAAUCUGCAACCUUGCCAAACUUGCCACGAUGCACAAUAGAGUCGUACAGAGCGAGAGCAGAACUAUCAUAUUAUGUACGUCCCUCCCUACUACUUUUUCCGAGGGUUGGAUGACAGCCAGCAAUAGACCCAACUCGGGUAGACAAGAGAAUGUGGAGGGAUCUCGGCGUACAAAUUAUAUUUGAACCAAGUAGAUGGACAACUCUGGAAGCGUUUCGGCUGUUUAACACUAAACUUACCUAUGUACCUGAUCUUCCGAUGCUACCGUAACAGGUAGGCGAUAUUAAAAAGGAGAUAGGUUAUUAGAUUUUCAAACAUCCACCAUCUGGUUGCAUUAUUAGAUACCUGUUAGUUGGGGCGGUAGUUAUCAUUGACAGGCUAGGUAUUAAUCAACGGCGUAAACCGUAUAGAGAAGUUAAUAUGAGGUAGACAUGCGCGAGAUAGAUCGAGGCCGAGAUGUCAGCUUUUAGAUUAUUUUGAAUAGGUACCGAUUAGUACUCGCAUGGUUGUGCGCAUAAAAAUGCAAGUGAUACUAUUAAGUCAGACCAUUCGGAAUUCCAACGCGAUAUUGAGAGAGAACUAACAUCUAUCUAGGUACCUAGGUAGAUUUCUU
Molecule: messenger RNA, 746 nt
Organism: Daldinia caldariorum
Lineage: Eukaryota; Fungi; Ascomycota; Sordariomycetes; Xylariales; Hypoxylaceae
Exons: 2
Coding region: 64-318 (84 amino acids)
Source: RefSeq, a predicted model, not a curated record